This is a messenger RNA of Sycon ciliatum, 1125 nucleotides long. Its product is annotated as circumsporozoite protein-like. NCBI's taxonomy places the organism in Eukaryota, Metazoa, Porifera, Calcarea, Leucosolenida, Sycettidae. The record is from RefSeq and is a predicted model, not a curated record.
AUGCCCGCGGCGGGAAGAUCGCCUAUUGGCCAUGGCCCGGCAACGAUCACGUGUCAUUGUUUGGAGUUUGAUAGUGCUGCUUCUUGUCUCAAGGUGCCUUGUAUCGUCUUGUUCAGCAGUGCCGUGUGUCAUCUUGUAUCGCCUUUUGAGUUUUGUGUCGCCUUUGUACAUUACUCAUUAGUCUCGGCCCAGACACAGCGCCACAGCCCCACAGUAUCAUCACCCUCACCUUGCAACUGUCCACUGUUGGCCUCAACAUCCGCGUCCUGCUCUCCGUCACUGCCAGUACCUUCAUCGUCCGUGGUCUGCCGAUCCUCAUCCUCCGUCAAUAUUAUUGUCACAUCCGUUGCUGCUUCAGAUUUGAAAAUGGCAACGCCUGCUCCGGCUCCUGCAAGCCAGGACAACGCACAGGCUACAGCAAGCCAGGCCAACGCUGCAUCACCGGUUGCUGCCGCUAGCCAGGGCAACGCGGCAUCACCGGUUGCUGCCGCUAGCCAGGGCAACACGGCCCCACCGGCCGCUGCCGCUAGCCAGGGCAACACGGCCCCACCGGCCGCUGCCUCUAGCCAGGGCAACGCAGCCCCACCAGCCGCUGCCGCUAGCCAGGGCAACACGGCCCCACCGGCCGCUGCCGCUAGCCAGGGCAACGCUGCCCCACCGGCCGCUGCCGCUAGCCAGGGCAACACGGCCCCACCGGCCGCUGCCGCUAGCCAGGGCAACGGGGCCUCACCCGCCGCUGCCGCUAGCCAGGGCAACGCAGCCCCACCGGCCGCUGCCGCUAGCCAGGGCAACGCAGCCCCACCGGCCGCUGCCGCUAGCCAGGGCAACACGGCCCCACCGGCCACUGCCGCUAGCCAGGGCAACACGGCCCCACCGGCCACUGCCGCUAGCCAGGGCAACGCAGCCCCACCGGCCGCUGCCGCUAGCCAGGGCAACGCUGCCCCACCGUUCGCUGCCGCUAGCCAGGGCAACACGGCCCCACCGGUCGCUGCCGCUAGCCAGGGCAACGGGGCCUCACCCGCCGCUGCCGCUAGCCAGGGCAACGCGGCCCCACCGCCUGCUGCUGUAAUCGACGGUUUGCAGAUGCUGAGGCCAAUGCAAUUGCCCCGUUCACGUGAGGCACAG